Molecule: messenger RNA, 390 nt
Organism: Colletotrichum lupini
Lineage: Eukaryota; Fungi; Ascomycota; Sordariomycetes; Glomerellales; Glomerellaceae
Exons: 2
Coding region: 1-390 (129 amino acids)
Source: RefSeq, a predicted model, not a curated record
AUGAUAUUCGGGGUUGAGCCUGGCCUGGAGAAAGAAUCGAGAAAGCUCUGGAACUAUGACUCCAUAGUAAACUUCAAUAUUGUUGAUGCUUUCAUGGCCACAAUCAAAUUUUCGAGACUGGUGACGACAUUCAGUCAAAGACUGAACGAUCAACGCAAGGUCGUUGGGCUUGACCAUCGCACAGGUCAAGUUGCUAGCAUAGCUCUUACAUCAGACGAGCCCUGCGUUGUGCUGGGCUGCGGCCGUGAAGUCAAUUAUCCUUCUGGACGUCCAGACGGUCUUCCUUUGGGACGUGCGUGUCGGUGCCACUGCCCAGAGCUUCUACUCUCGACGUCCCAGGAUAGAGCGCCUCCUCUGACGAAGAUCGACUACUUGGAGCAGCGAGAGUAA